AUGAUGAUGUCUCCCCUGCAGAUUGCAGAGUGUAGUGGCUGUGUUGUCACCACCUCUCAGACACAGACAUCCCAUGCUGGUGCAGAUCCCAGCCGUGUCCCCUCGGAUCUGUGUAGAGGAAGGAGUGAGCAGCAUGUCCCUAGAAGUGAAGGUGAUGGCUGGUGGAGCUGCAGCGGGGUGAUCUUAGACCGGAGUGCGGGGAUUGUCAUUUGUCAGGCAGACGUGUUUUUUCCUUUCCUAAAAGAACCUUUGUCUCCCUCUGAUCUCACCGUGCUUUCACCAGAUGACUUCCCACCAGAUCUAUGGAUUCGGGUGGAAUGCCCAUUGGAAGCCAAGAUAGACGCAGAACAGAGAUCCCGCAGUACCCCUCCGAGUCAGAGGUCAGGACUGGGCCUCGUCCCCGUGUCGAAGCCGCAGAGCCAGCGAAUUCAAACCGAUGCUGACCUCCUCAUGCUUGUCCCGUGCCCUGGCUUCCAAAUGGCGGUUUCCACAUUAUUCAGGAAAGAAGACGGCUGGGUGUUUUCCAACGAAGAGGAGAAGGAAGAUGGAGAAUUCCAGAAAGAACUGGCACACCUUCAUUGGUUUGCGGUGCUGAAGUUGCAGAGCCCGCUUCCCAAAGCCAAGAGCAGACUGGACAUCAUGAAAUCCUCUGGCCUACUAAAAGGCAGUACAGUGUUUGCAUGCGGCUCUCCCUUUGGCUCCUUCUACACCGACAUCUUUCUCAACACCGUUAGUAAAGGAGUCCUAAGCAACACUGCCGGGGAUGGGAAUGUUGUACUGCUUACUGAUGCCCGCUGUCUGCCAGGGUCAGAAGGAGGGGGCGUUUAUUUGUUGGAAAAUGGAACUUUGUAUUUGAUAGGAAUUAUAGUGGCACCGCUAUGCUGGAAGGCAAACGAAUGGGUAGGACUGACGCUGGCUUGUUCUAUUAGUCAGAUCAUUAAUGACAUUAUUAAGGCGGACAUUGCUGGAAAAAGGGAAUUGGCAGCAUUGGAGAUGGGCCAACGUAUUGUGGACAGACCCAAGAGAGGUGCAAGACCCUCAGAACACCUGAUGGCAGUUGCUGUUCUAGUGGAUUCAGGCCAAUCAUGGGGAUCUGGAGUUCUGCUAAAAUCCAAACUAGUGCUGACGUGCCGACAUGUGGUGAGACAUUCAUCCAAAGUCUCCGUCAAGGUCCACAAUGCUAACAUGACAAGUGGAAAUCACUAUGCUAUUCAAAGGUUUCAUCCUGUAAGAGGUAACGUGGUGUUUUCAACUCAUGAAUCCUCUCCCUAUGACAUUGCCAUCGUACAGUUGGAAGAAGACAUCUCUGGUAUACCUGAACCAGUUCUGGCAUCUAGCUACUAUGCAGGAGAGGAUGUCUGCAUUGUUGGAUUUGGGGCUCUGGGAGAACGCUGUGGCCCAUCUGUAACGUCGGGAGUCCUGUCAUCUGUUAUAUCUGUUGGUGAUGGCCCAGUCAUGUUACAGACAUCAUGUGCUGUUCAUGGAGGUUCCAGCGGAGGACCUUUGUUUGCUGCUCACUCUGGAGAACUGCUAGGGAUUGUUGCUAGUAACACAAAGGAUAACAAUACAGGGGCAACAUACCCUCAUUUAAACUUCAGUGUUCCUGUUACCAUUCUUCGAGCAGCACUAGACAGAUAUGUGGAAUUUGGGGAUUUGCGGAGCUUCGGAGAACUGAAUAAGGCUGGGCUUGCCGUGCGGGAUGUGUGGCGACUCCAGAGGUCUCCUGAAAAUGUUUUCCAGAGCAAGUUAUGA
This is a messenger RNA of Staurois parvus, 1752 nucleotides long. Lineage: Eukaryota; Metazoa; Chordata; Amphibia; Anura; Ranidae. The record is from the annotation of a GenBank genome assembly.